Molecule: messenger RNA, 3578 nt
Organism: Temnothorax curvispinosus
Lineage: Eukaryota; Metazoa; Arthropoda; Insecta; Hymenoptera; Formicidae
Product: transcription factor hamlet-like
Exons: 2
Coding region: 1010-2371 (453 amino acids)
Biological process (GO): regulation of transcription by RNA polymerase II
Cellular component (GO): nucleus
Molecular function (GO): RNA polymerase II cis-regulatory region sequence-specific DNA binding; DNA-binding transcription factor activity, RNA polymerase II-specific
Source: RefSeq, a predicted model, not a curated record
GAAGGGGGAGGGGAGGGAGAUAUCACACGCCUCGAGAGAGGACCUGGACAACGGAGCACGGGUACCAAACGAUCACCGGACGGUGGUGAGCAACGUGGUUGGCUCCUUCCGUCGCUCCUCCCGUGAGAGAAAUCAACAGUCAGGACUCGACUGUCCUGUCGACACGACACUCGCGCGUUUCGAUACACAUCCGGGCUCGGCACCGAGGAUUGACAGUGUGAUCCCACAGGAAUCGAUCAUCCUGUAGAACAAUCACCACGAGGGAACCGUUAAUAAGGUCGAUUGUCGCCCUUUGGCGUCUGAUCGGAGCACGAGACCAGAACGAACUCUAGUCAGAAAGAAUAAGGAGAGAGAGAAAGAGAGAGAGAGAGAGGAGAGAGGAGAGAGGAGAGAACUGUCUCUCUGAGAAAACGGAAGGCUGUCUGGUGCGGUGUGUGAUAUACUAAAAAAAGGGACACGCGUCGUACAUUCGCCGGAGCGGGAACGAUCGAAACCGUUAUCCGAGCACGUGGUUGCGGUACCACGAGGUGCAAGAAACGAGAGGCUUCCGGUUGGGAUCCUGGAUGUAUUAUCGUUGAGGAACGAUCCGGUACGGCUUGGCGGAAUGUUCGUGCGGACGUUCCAGUAUCUCGUAUUCUCGUAAGGGCCGACGUCUCGCGCACGUGGAAGGGCCCCUUCCACGAGGGGAAAAAGGGAGAGUGAUCACGAGUGUGAAGAUAGUGUGUUGUUAUAAAACAAGUGUGUUCCUUCUACAUCCAUCACCCUUUCUUUCACCACUCCUCCCCCGGCGCAGUCUGACUUUCUCCCUUUCCUCUUCUUUUCCUUUUCUAUUUCUUUUAUCUCUCUUUUUCGUUCGGAUUGCCUUAUGAGCAGAGCAAAGGUGGAAAAGUGCCGCGAGUCAACGGAAGUACAGGAACCGCUGUCACCCUCGGCUUCAAGGUCGUGGCAUGACGUAUAAGAUUACCGCAAGCGGAGAGCAGGAGCAAGGCCGAGUGAUAGAGGCAGUGUGAUGAGCGGAUACCUCGGUAGCAUCACCCUGCCCCCGACGUUGCUGCACGACCCGAAGUACCCUCCAGCCAUGCGGGAGAAAGACUCGAGUCCGAGAAAGAUGCCGGGCCACAUAAGCCCAAAGCAAGCUAGCAUUUAUCCUCUGAGCGUCCGCGUGCCGGACGUAGAGGAGCUGCCAUACGAUCUCAGCCACGGUCACGGCCGCGGCAUGUCGAGCCCGACGAAUCAGCAACAGCAGCAGCCGCACAUGAGUCCCGCGGCCCGACCGCCCCAGCCGCAUAAUCAGGACGAGCUCGACUGCGAGCCGCUUGAUCUUCGUGUCGAUCACAAGAAGGAGCGGCUCAGGGAUGAGAACCAAAACGAGAUCGAGGUGCUGAAUCAGAACAGCCUGGGCGGUAGUAGUCUGCCCUACCACACGGUGCUCUUUCCACAGCAUCACGCGAUGCACCCGCUCGUUCUGGAAGCGAUGUACAGGUCACAUCAUCACAGCUCGCCAGUGCCCGAUCUGCCAAAGAUCCAAGUCAGAGCGCUACCGACAAUGGUACCCCUGCCGCCCAACAGAUUUUCCUCGACCUCGUCAUCCACGUCCUCCUCGUCCUCGUCGCAGCCGACCGCGAGAGCUGUCAGUCCGGCCGUUGGUCAACAAUCCCAGCAUCAGCAGAAUCAUCCCUCGCAACAGCAGCAACAGCAGCAGCAACAACAGCCGCAACAACAGAGCUCGAGUUUGCCGCCCUAUUCGAUCAGCAUGCAAGCGGGUCUCAAGCCCAAGGACAGAUACUCCUGCAAAUUCUGCGGUAAGGUCUUCCCUAGAUCGGCGAACCUGACGAGACACCUGAGGACGCAUACCGGCGAACAACCGUAUAAGUGCAAAUACUGCGAGAGGAGCUUCAGCAUCUCCAGCAACCUUCAGCGUCACGUCAGAAACAUCCACAACAAGGAAAAGCCGUUUAAGUGUCCGCUUUGCGAGAGAUGCUUCGGCCAACAAACCAAUCUGGAUCGUCAUCUGAAGAAGCACGACGCGGAUGGGCCGACGAUACUGGAUGAGGUCAGAUCGAGGUAUCACGGUCAACUUCCGCGAGCCGACGAUUCCUACUUCGAGGAGAUCCGCAGCUUCAUGGGAAAGAUCACCUCGCAACGACAGAGCAUACCGUACUUCCCUGGUCUACUAGGUCACGCAACUGAUGACUUCAGAAACGACAAGCAGCAACUGCAGCUGGAGGAAAAGCGAGGCGACUCGUCGUACUUCAGCGACCGGGACAAUCUCAGUUCGAGGUCGAGCAGUACGGCCAGCAGGCCGGAGAGCGUCCAGGAGGAACAAAGGGAAGUGAACUCGCCGCCACUCUCUCCCGGCAAUAAUACCUGAAUCCUGGGGCGCGAUUAUCAGCAUGAUAAUCCAGUUAAGAAAGGUUUUCGUCGGUUCAUCAAAGCGCGAUAGAGUUCGAGAAUAAGAGAAAAUUCGAUAUUUUGAACCGUCGGAAUUGACUAAAAGCGAAAGACUUGAAAAAAUUAAACUUUUAACAAAAUUCCAUAAGAUAUUGCUACGAAGAACUAUAUUAUUUACAGUGAUCUUAGAUUAAUUCGAAACUACAUUAUGAGGUAAAUUAUUUCAUUUCCUCGUAGAAAUUCCUAUAAGCCGAAACGUAAAGGUAAACCGGCGGAAUCUGUGAAGAAAAAGAAAGUGAUCUAUAGAUAUUGAUAAAGAUAAAUCCUAAAGAUCGGCGACGAAUUCCUUGCUCGAACUAGCGAGCAACAGUCGAAUCAGUUUUUUUAUUCUAGGUUUUAAUAAUUACGGACUUUAAAACGAAUUCGCAGAAUGUUAACCUGAAGGAUUAAUACGUAGAUUCAAUUUACUGUGAGAGAUAAAUUAAAACGUGGUGCCUUGAAGAAACAUGUGCCUAACUAGGAUGUAUCGUCCUUCAAUCCUGAAGAAUACGAUCCAACCGGAUCAAUAUAAAAAGCCUUAAUAAUAAAGUUAGAUAAACAAUUAACCUACACUAAAUAUCGUACAAUAUUAGAAUAUUAGACUUAAACGCGUGCUUGAGUGAGCCGGAAAGUCAUAGAAAAAUAGCCGGAGUUGAUCGUAAUCUAUAGGACCGAUUUGUGAAGAUGGAAAAGAUGAAGUCUAUAUUUAAUAUAGACUUUUACUUUAUAAGAGAAGAUGUAAAUAUAUCUCUUGCGUUUUUUGGUCUGUAAAAUUUAAUAUUUAAUUUUAUUCAUUUUUAUUACAUCCAUCUUUUUAAUUUGAUUGGAGAAUUGCAAUUCUAAGUGAUAUAAUCUAUAUAAAGUAUAGAGAUUAUUAUACGUGUUAAAUUUUUAUGUUUUUUUGUGAAACGAGAUGAAAGUUGCACUUGGUAUUACACUUAAUAAAUUUCGAUCUUACAUAAAUUUUACCUUAAAUAUAUUUGUGUCUUCUCUUUCAUAUUUCUCACAUACAAGCUCAAUAUUAAUGAUAAGGAGCAUUUUGUUCAUUCUACUCCCUUCGUAGGCACAAUUGUAGAAUCAUCAACAGAAUGAUGUGUACAAGACAUAAUUAAUUUAUGCUUACAGGCUGUCGCAAUAUUUUUAUUCUU